AACACCCUCAAGUGGUUUUCAAGUUCAACUUCCUUGAAUGUGGGUGCCUUGCUUCUCUCUAAUAUCCUUGUAAACGUGAUCUCUCCUCUGGAAAAAAAGGUUGUCAAAGCUUUGUUUGGGUUCUGUCGAUGGUGGAGGCGUCAUCUUGAACUUGGUUAACGCCUAGUGAUCAAAGAGGCCUACUCUACAGUUUAUUAGCUCUAACAUUUUGUUCCAUAAAUAACCCAACAUUUUCAUUUUUCACCCUACUCCCUGUCAAAAUUAAAGAGCUACAUUGAACAUGGCAUUGUCUUUAAUUUUCCUUUUGGUUUUUGCACUCUCCUUGUGUUCCUUCUUUACUUCCAUUGAAGGAAGAUUUCAUGGCCUCACAAAACAAAAAUACUUGCAUAUAGUCUCUAAAAUUUCACUACCGCCUUCUCCAGUUCCUGCUCUUGCUCCUGUUCCUGCACCUGCACCGCAGGCUGCUAGUCCAAGUUACAUUGCAAGUUCUCCUAGUCCUGAACCUAGUUCUGUUAGAGUUUUUGAUGUGUUAUCUUUUGGUGCUGUUGGUGAUGGUGCCUCAGAUGAUACACAAGCAUUCAAGAUGGCGUGGGACGCUGCCUGCCAGACCGAAUUUUCGGUUCUUCUUGCUCCUGUUGGUUAUAGUUUCAUGAUACUGCCAACUAUCUUCACAGGACCUUGCAAAAAUGGCCUUGUGUUUCAGAUUGAUGGAACCAUAUUGCCACCUGAUGGCCCUGAGUCGUGGCCAACAAAGACUAGCAAACGACAAUGGCUGGUCUUCUACAGAAUCAAUGAAAUGUCAAUGCAAGGGGGAGGUGUCAUAGAUGGGAAAGGAGAGAAAUGGUGGAAUCUCCCCUGCAAGCCUCACAAAGGGACGCAUGGAACAUCACUUGGUCCUUGUGACAGCCCAGUUGCCAUAAGGUUUUUCAUGAGCUCCAAUUUGAGAGUCCAAGGACUUAGAGUAAAGAACAGUCCUCAAUUCCAUUUCAGGUUUGAUAAUUGUCAAAAUGUUCAUGUAGAAAUGCUCAGCAUUAUAGCACCAGCUUCAAGUCCUAACACGGAUGGAAUUCACAUUGAGAGCACGAACAACGUUCAGAUAUAUAAUUCAAUCGUAUCGAAUGGGGAUGAUUGUAUCUCAAUUGGGGCUGGUUGCUAUAAUGUAAAAAUAAGGAAUAUAACAUGUGGUCCAAGCCAUGGAAUAAGCAUUGGGAGUCUUGGGGUUCACAACACACGGGCCUGCGUAUCGAACAUUACAGUGACUGAUUCAGUGAUCAAGAAUUCUGAUAAUGGUGUUAGAAUCAAAACAUGGCAAGGAGGCUAUGGCUGUGUAUCUAAAGUCACAUUCAACAAUAUUCAUAUGGACACAGUUCGGAACCCGAUUAUUAUAGAUCAAUUCUACUGUCUGAGCAAGAACUGCACUAACCAAACAACUGCAGUAUAUAUUUCUGAUAUUUCCUACACAAACAUUAAGGGGACAUACGAUGUUAGGAGUCCACCCUUGCACUUGGCCUGCAGCGACUCAGUUCCUUGCUCUAACCUUAUACUGUCAGAUAUUGAGCUGCUUCCUGCUAAAGGGCAAUUCAUGGCAGAUCCUUUCUGCUGGAAUGCUUUUGGGGCUACGCAGACAGUUACCAUCCCACCAGUACUUUGCUUAUCGGAAGGCAUCCCAAGAUUUGUGGAUCAGACCAUGGUUGAUCAGUGUUGA
This is a messenger RNA of Manihot esculenta (cassava), 1705 nucleotides long. RefSeq names its product polygalacturonase At1g48100. NCBI's taxonomy places the organism in Eukaryota, Viridiplantae, Streptophyta, Magnoliopsida, Malpighiales, Euphorbiaceae. Gene Ontology annotation, molecular function: polygalacturonase activity. The record is from RefSeq and is a predicted model, not a curated record. Gene Ontology annotation, biological process: carbohydrate metabolic process. The transcript has 6 exons. The coding region runs from base 281 to 1705 and encodes 474 amino acids.